This is a messenger RNA of Momordica charantia (bitter melon), 1397 nucleotides long. Its product is annotated as protein N-terminal asparagine amidohydrolase family protein. Gene Ontology annotation, molecular function: protein-N-terminal asparagine amidohydrolase activity. NCBI's taxonomy places the organism in Eukaryota, Viridiplantae, Streptophyta, Magnoliopsida, Cucurbitales, Cucurbitaceae. Gene Ontology annotation, cellular component: nucleus. Gene Ontology annotation, biological process: ubiquitin-dependent protein catabolic process. The record is from RefSeq and is a predicted model, not a curated record.
AAGAGAAAAAAGAGCAGUCUUCCCCUGUGUGAUUCGAAGUAUGAAAAUGAAUAGAAAAAAUAAAAAACCCUCUGAAAACCCAUCUUUUCCCCUCAAACAAGUCAUUCCUCUGAUUGGUUCCUUAUCCACGCACCUGCAGAAAUUUACCCUUCUGAUCUCCUUCAAGCUUCAAUACCAGAAUCAUGAUUUUCGUUGACGGAAAACCCUUUAACAUCGAAUCAUCUUCAUCAAACAAGGGAGCUGAUGUCCUGAAUGCUCUAAUGGAGUGCCCUUUUCUUGUCUCGGCCACGAAUUCCUUCAAGGGUAUUUCAGAGAUGAGGUUCACUGUUUCUGCAGAGUCUGGUGUGGAGAGAUCAACAAUGAGUAAAUGGGUCUAUGUGUUUCAGAAAGAAUAUGCCACGGUUAAUCCUGCAAUAGUGGAUUUUGUUGGCACCGACGAAGCAACAACUUGUGUGGGCAUAGCUAUUCGGAACCGAAAAAAUGGAAUGAUAUCUGUUGCGCACAUGGAUUUUCCGGACAUUAUCAUGAAAGCCCUCUCGCAGAUGUUAUCCCUAGUUGUUGAUCCCGCUUCCAAUGCUGAGUUAGAUGUACAUUUAGUUGGAGGUUUUGAAGAUGUUGUACUAAAAGAAAAUAAUCAUAUAACCGGGUCAGGAAGCCGUAAAAAGAUGGAGGGUUAUUCUUUUCCGCUAUGCUACAAAAUUAUCAAGAGUCUGUGGACAAGGCCAGAGAAUUUUCAUCUUCAGACUCUUUGUAUUCUUCAGCAUAACACUCGGAGAGACUCUGAAGGGAAUGCUUACCCUAUCUUCAAUGGAUUAGCGGUGAAAACUUCUGAUGGAUCUGUGUUCCCUGCUAGCUUUGAUAGUACAUCAAGAUGUCCCGAUGAAGUUGUUCGGAGAAUUCGAUUAUCUUCGUCAUACGAGGAUCCAAAUUCGAUGGGCAGACUACUGGAGGCAUACGAAACUCAAACCGAUCAGUUCAAAAUCGAACCAUUCCGCUGGUCCCAAUGGAAACAACAUAUGGCUCUGUCUCUACAACACCUUUCCGAUUCCGAAAUCCUUCAAACAUGUUCUACCUCUCCUUAUGCAGAAGGACCAGACUUUGUGGAGAAUGAAAGAAGGCAGUGGGCUUAUAUAGUGGAACACCCAGAUUGGAGAGAGACCUUCCCAAAGAAGAAGCCAAGAAUUUUCACAAGGGCUGCUGAUGGAAGAUGGGAAAGGUGCUUCAACUAACUUCUUUGUAAUUUUCUUAAUUUUUUUAGUCAACAUUGUGAGGUGGCGUAGAGAUUCGAAUAUCUAACACUCAAAUAUAUAUGACUUAACGAGUUGAGUUAUAGUUAGGUGUGGCUUUUAUAUUCUUUUCUUAGCAAUAAUGAUAUGUUUACCUAAUACUUUUAAUGU